Messenger RNA from Acaulospora morrowiae, 3545 nucleotides. Lineage: Eukaryota; Fungi; Glomeromycota; Glomeromycetes; Diversisporales; Acaulosporaceae. The record is from the annotation of a GenBank genome assembly.
CUUGCGAGACACGAAAAUGCACCACGAAUGCAGCUACUUAUGUUCCAGACCUUCCGAACGUCGUAGGGGAAAUGGGUCGAAAAGAUUUCAUUCAAGAUGUUAAAACACUCAGGGAACAUUUCCGUGGUUUGAAUUCGAAGGCGUCCGCUCUGGUGAAAGACUUUGACUUUCAGGAUCCAGAGCUGAGUUUCAGGUUCGCGUACAAGACAGGAAAGUCCUUUACGGUUCAAAUAUUUGUGAACGACACCUCAAUACAGUCAUACCCAGAAAACUUUAGCGCGCUCAUAUGCAUAGAUAAUGCUACCGAUGACGAUGCCAAUACAGCUGCGAAGUGCCUAUCUGAUGUUAGUGUUGAUAACAAAUCCGUGAGCGAAAUUGUGGCUACAAUAGUACCGAAACUUUGUGACCACUUUAAAAUUGCACUUCCUAAGGAACUUUCGAUGAAUUCAUUAAGUAAAUUUUCACGGGCAUUGGGAAAUUCAUCUACUCCAGCCAGUAUUAAAAAGAAUCCGGUGGUGACAAAUGUUUUGACGCCGAUCGUUAUGCUAAAGAGGGAUUUGGAAGAAGUGAAACAUUUUCAAUACAAUGCCGAACUUCUCUGUGCCGAUGAGAUUGGAUUUAAGGUGGUAGUCUCUAUUCCAGUCAGACGCCUUGGACUAUCACUGGAAGCAUGCGAAGCGUGGAAUCUUGAUCCUAAUCGGUAUCUAGUAUGCAUAAUGCAAUUUCCACCUCAAUAUAUUGACUUACAAGGCGUUGUCGCCAAUGCUUGCCAAACCAAAGCGUACAUCGCAAAGGAAGGUGGAUUCAAAGCUGUAAAAGAUGAAUUGAAAAGAUUAUAUAAUAUUCAAUUCACCGUUUUGACUUCCUCGCAACCGAAGGGGGUGCCAAGUCGGUCGCAGCAUAAGGAUGACACCACGGAAAGUGAUCACUUUGUUCUUUCUUGGACUUUGAAUGAACUCCUACGCGAGAAAUUCUUUCAUAUGUUAUGUGAUAGAUUAUGGUUUGGGAUCGGAUGGGCCGGUGCGGAGUAUGCCGAUUACAAGAGAAAUAGAGAGUUAGAUGUCGAUUUCCUUAAUGACGUGGGGUUGCAAACUAAUGAUCAGAUUUACGAAUGUUUGACUCGGGAUAAAGAGCCACACUGGGUUUUACACUACUUUGAUUCAGAAGAGAUGGAAAAGGCGACCGCUUCAAAAAAUCAAAAUUUUCUCCUACUGGUCUUACGUUUUCUCCGUCGUCGAAUUCUAUUGUCGACAAAAUAUUGUCUGACAUGCCACUUCCUGCAUAAUGAAUCAGUUUCUUCUAUUAGGCCUUUCGUAUGCGGAAUAGCGUUAUGUCAGCAUCAGGCUCUUGUUGGUUUAGGAAAUCUUUUCGAAGCCGUGUUGGUCAAUAGCCCAGUUGUUGUAGAUUUGCUGAUAUCGUUGUGUUACGUUGCUAUUAGUGCUCGGAAUCUUAACCCACAUCCGUCCAAGGCUAUCGGGAUUACCACCACCAAACAACUUGAGAUCGCAAAUUCGUUAAUCGUUGAUUGGGGUACUAAUUCAGGAACCGUUGGUCAGAGAACCGAAAAAGGUUACGUAGUUUACGGAUGGAAAAAUUUUGACGGUCAAGUGUUGAUCGAUGACAUGUUGGAGGUUUUCAACCCGGAGACCGGACAAUCAUUUACCGUUAACCGAUGCAGUUCAACCUCUACGGUCAGAGUUUUGGAAGUCAACUCUGAAUAUUUAAUCACCGAUUUUCAGAUCACCGUGUCAGCAUCCGCAGUUAAUAAUAAAAGUGUUUAUCUACCAUUUCGAGUUCACCGCCGACAUGAAAGAAACUUUUUGGAUUCAAGUGAAGCACCCAAUUAUCAACUUUUACAUAAAAUUAUUGACAAAUUACCUUCUGUAAAUACCAUGGUGCAAUAUUGUAAAAAGAAAAUUCUUAAACAAGAGCUUGAUAAAUUAGACGUUUUAUGCUUCCCCCUAUUGUCAUGGAUAAUUUCUUCCAGUAGAACGCAUUUACGUUUGUUAGAAUCUGAAGAUGAAAAGGUACAAUUUAACGAUAACAACGGGAAUUCCGGAAAUUGGAAACAGUUCAUUAUGAUAAUGAGCUCUCCUGAAAAAGAAGAAAUAUUUCAACAAGAAAAAGAAAAACUAAGAAAGGAAAAAGAUCAAAGGGUAGGAGAACUGUUCGCCUUUCAUGGGUCUCCUUUACAUAAUUGGCAUUCGAUAGUUCGAACUUCAUUGAACUGGAAUAAAAUUGUGCAUGGAAGAGUUUAUGGUGAUGGUGUGUAUCAUUCUCUUCAAGCCGCAACAUCGUCAUCGUAUGCCGCAGCUGGUUAUCACCGGUACGAAUCUGGCACUUGGAAAAAUUCCACGCUGAUCGUUCAAAAAUGCAUGGCUUUGUGUGAAAUUAUAAAUAGACCGUCGAAAUUCACGAGUACAAACCCUCAUUUGGUUGUCAAAGACGAGAACUGGAUUACCACCCGUUACUUAUUUGUUGAAUGCUCCAGAGAACAAUUGGAUUCCGAUGAAAAUCGUGAUGACGACAUGACAGCGAUGCUCCCGGUUCUCAACCCGCCAUACAUCAACACACCUGCAUAUAACAUUGGUGUAUAUAAUCCAUAUACUAUAAACAUGCCGCAUCCCGUUACCUCGUUAACGAAUACGAUUUCAAAUGCUCUGCACCGUCGAAAAGAAAAUACCUCAUUUAUAACAUUGGAUAGUCAAUACUUUCCCGUCUGGUUUAAUAAUCAACCAUUACAAAUUCCAAUGCGCGACUUUUCCAUAAUCAAUAACGAGAUACCCACUGGGAGCUCGGUUGGAAUCGGUCGAUUCGUUUGCGAUUCAUCAGAAAUGCAAGAAAUAAUAAAUAGCUCCGAUAACCCCACAGACUAUAAUAUUAAUGAAUCGAUACUUUACGAUACGAAUGAUGAUACAUUAGAUGAGGAAGAGGACGAUGAAUUUGAUCCUUCAUUAUUACCACUUCCUGCCGAAUCAUCAAAGGCGGCUACGCAACGAAUUUGUCGUGAAUUAAAACUGAUUUACGAUAAACAACAGUCGGGCGCUAACAACGACUUAGGCUUUUAUUUGGAUACUGAAAAGAUGGCCUCCGUGUAUCAAUGGGUGGUUCAAUUGAAAGAUUUUGACCAGACUUUACCAUUGGCGCAAGACAUGGCUAGAUACAAGGUGAAAUCUAUCGAUUUAGAAGUCCGAUUUGCGCCAGAUUAUCCAUUUGUGCCACCUUACAUUCGCGUGAUUAGGCCAAGACUCUUAAGGUUUAUGGACGGCGGUGGUGGACACGUUACCGCUGGUGGGUCUAUAUGCAUGGAUCUUUUGACAUUGGGUAAUGCUGUCGAACGCGGAUGGUCAUCGGUAUACACUAUAGAGGCGGUGUUACUACAGGUCAGGAUGGCUUUGAGUUCAUUGGAUCCAAAGCCUGCUAGGUUGGACCGUAAUUGGAAUUGCGAAUACAGUGCUUCUGAAGCCAUUGACUCCUAUAUACGGGUAGCAAACCAACAUGGAUGGGGUGUUCCAAGUCAGUGGACUAAAUUGUUUGGCCGUUAG